This is a messenger RNA of Macrobrachium nipponense, 618 nucleotides long. RefSeq lists its product as uncharacterized. The transcript has 3 exons. NCBI's taxonomy places the organism in Eukaryota, Metazoa, Arthropoda, Malacostraca, Decapoda, Palaemonidae. Bases 1 to 618 code for a protein of 205 amino acids. The record is from RefSeq and is a predicted model, not a curated record.
AUGGUGUUUGAACACAAAGUAUGUGGGCCUUUGGAGAUUUUUCAUGAGAUGCUUGAAACUGGUCGAGGAGGGGAUGCAAACGUAGGAGAGUUUGUGGAGGACUUGAGAAAAAAGUUAUCUAGAACCUGGAGAUUUGCCAGAGAAAAUUUGGCUAGUUCUCAGGCUGCUAUGAAAUUAAAUUUUGAUAGGAAAUCUGAAGCACGGUCGUUUGAGCCCGGAGAAUUAGUUUUAGUUUUAAAUUUAUUUCAGAAUUCUCCAAGUCGAACUAAUUUUCUUGAGCAUGAUGUAGAUGUUGGAAAUGCUUCUCCUGUAAAACCGAGUCCUUAUCGGCUGAAUCCCGUUAAGAGGGAUAUAGUUGAUAAGGAGAUUAAAUAUAUGCUGGAACACGAUCUCAUCCAACCUUCCGGUAUUGGGAUGAAAAAUGCUGCAUGUACUUUCCAACGACUUAUGAACCGCGUUAUUUGUGGUCUGGAAGGUACAGAAAUCUAUAUAGAUGACCUGGUAGUCCAUAGCAACGACUGGCGGACACACAUAUUACGAUUAAGUAAAGUGUUUGAAGAGUUAAGGGCCGCCGGUCUUGUUGUAAAUCUGGCCAAGUGUGAGUUUGACAAAGCAUAA